This is a messenger RNA of Sardina pilchardus (European sardine), 1030 nucleotides long. Its product is annotated as 60 kDa lysophospholipase-like. The record is from RefSeq and is a predicted model, not a curated record. Bases 2 to 1030 code for a protein of 342 amino acids. NCBI's taxonomy places the organism in Eukaryota, Metazoa, Chordata, Actinopteri, Clupeiformes, Clupeidae. Gene Ontology annotation, biological process: amino acid metabolic process. Gene Ontology annotation, molecular function: asparaginase activity. The transcript has 9 exons.
UAUGGCUGUGAUGAGAGUCGUGAAGAAAGUGUUUGUCUACUACACUGGAGGUACCAUAGGGCUGAUUGACGAUGGGGAUGCCCACCUCCGACAAGGAAGCGUUCAGGAUGUCAGACAAUUUAUCAUCAACCAUAUUCAGCUGCAUCAGGAACCUGCUGUCAGAGAAGAUUUGAUUCAGUUACAUCAGAAGGCUGUCGAUGACUACUUUGUGGAGGAAUGGAAUGAUGACUCAUGCAAGUACAGCAUUUUAUUUAAGCUUGAAACAGUGGAAGCACCAGUCGAUUCGACUGAAAUGAGCCCUGAUCAUUGGUUUGAGAUGGCACAGCGCAUCCAGAAGGAGAAGAGUCGUUAUGAUGGCUUUGUCAUUCUCCACGGCACGAACACCAUGGCGUACACCUCCUCCGCUCUGUCCUUCAUCUUAAUGGAUUUAAAGAAGCCAGUUAUUUUGACUGGAGGCCAGAGGUCCCUGUUCCAUCCACGUAGCAAUGCCAUGGACAACUUGAUAGGUGCUUUGGUGAUGGCAGGUUGUCUAUCUGGUGAAGAGAAGAAGAAGGAGAUUUUUCAGCAGGUGAUGCUGUUUGAUAACAACAAGCUGUUCCAAGGCAACAGGGUCUGCAAAUUUGACUGCCAGUCCUUCCACGUGUUUGACUGUCCAAAUGCAAAACCUCUAGCAUACAUGGACCCCAUCAUGAGAGUGCCCGCCCACACACCAGUGUGUGUUAAGGACAGAAUUGAGGCCAAGUCCUGUCCUGGGGAAACCCCUGAUGUAAGAAUCCUACGCCUCUUCCCUGGAAUCCAGGAGAAGUAUGUGAGGAGUGUUCUAGAGGGGGCUGCAGGUGUGAUCUUGGAGUCCUUUGGCCCUGGGGACAUCCCUGGAUAUGACUGGUUGAGAAAGGCUCUCAACGAGGCAAAGAACAGGAAGGUGGUGAUGUUGAACUGCACCCAGGUCUACAGAGGAUCCGUCAGGUCCAACUACGAGUCCUCCUUGAAUGCUUCUUUGCGAGUGGGGUUCUACGAAGAUGAGGUGUGA